This is a messenger RNA of Arabidopsis thaliana (thale cress), 865 nucleotides long. RefSeq names its product DUF1677 family protein (DUF1677). The transcript has a single exon. The record is from RefSeq and is marked reviewed. The coding region runs from base 156 to 617 and encodes 153 amino acids. NCBI's taxonomy places the organism in Eukaryota, Viridiplantae, Streptophyta, Magnoliopsida, Brassicales, Brassicaceae.
AAAAAAAAAAAAACAGAGACAUAUGUCUCCAUGUAUGAUCUAUAUAUACAUCCAAUAAAAACCACCUGUAUCUGUAUAUGAUAUAACCUUAAAGCCAGAGACUCGUAACAGAAAAUUUUAUUAGUCUCUCAAUCUCAUUUUCCACAAAACAAAUCAUGUCAUCAUCAUCAUCAUCGUCAGCCACCGAUACUAACACAAAGCCAUCGUCUUCGUUGCCGGCGGUGGAGUCUGUCACGUGCGACACGUGCGGUUUCGCUGAAGAGUGUACGCCAGCUUACAUCAACCGUGUCAAAGAACGGCAUAAGGGACACUGGCUUUGUGGGCUUUGUGCGGAAGCGGUAAAAGACGAGGUGGUUCGAUCUUCCACUCGUAUCUCCGUCGAGGAGGCUCUCCGCCGUCACACGACGUUUUGCCACCGUUUCCGUUCUUGGAGUCCCGAUGAAGAGGAAGAUCCGAUAUCCGUCAUUGGUAGGAUUCUACGGCGGAGUCUUGAUGGCUCUCCACGGAGAACCAAUACGAGGACAAGCUCGAGUGGAGCUUUGCCGGGGAUCGACGGCGUAGAGUCACGACGGUCGCUUCUCCGAUCUGGGAGUUGUUUCCCGUCUCUCUCUGCUUGAUCAAUAAUCUUGUUAGUUUUUGUAAAUUUGUUUUUUACUUUUUUGGUUUAAGAUUAUUUGCAUCAUUUUAGAAGGUGAAGAAAGAGUUGGAAUCCGAGGAUUAAGUUUCCUAUGACGUUAGCCUUUCUUCAUAUUUGAGUUAAUCAAAUGGUGUAAAAAUGAGCAAAGCUCAUCAGUUCAAAAUAAAAUAAAAUGAGUAAAGCUCAUGUUCUGUGUUCUUUAUUCUUUAAUUUGGGUUGCUUAAUCUC